Lagopus leucura (white-tailed ptarmigan) is the source of this 3565-nucleotide messenger RNA. RefSeq names its product PHD finger protein 14 (gene PHF14). The coding region runs from base 83 to 2788 and encodes 901 amino acids. Gene Ontology annotation, biological process: regulation of transcription by RNA polymerase II. The transcript is spliced from 18 exons. NCBI's taxonomy places the organism in Eukaryota, Metazoa, Chordata, Aves, Galliformes, Phasianidae. The record is from RefSeq and is a predicted model, not a curated record.
CGCGCCCGAGGGGCUGAGGCGGCGCCGCGCUGCCGCCGCCUGGACACGUUCCCAGUUGCCGCCGCUCACCUGCGUAGCCUUUAUGGACCGCAGCUCGAAGAGGAGACAAGUGAAGCCUCUGGCGGCUUCCCUGCUGGAAGCUUUAGAUUAUGAUAGCUCUGAUGACAGUGAUUUUAAAGUUGGAGAUGCUUCAGAUUCUGAAGGAAGUGGUCAUGGAAGUGAAGAUGCAUCAAAGGACAGUGGAGAAGGUUCCUGUACUGAAUCAGAAGAAAAUAUCUUGGAGGAGGAACCAGCAGAAGAGAAAGUAGAAGAGCAACAGCCAAAGAGCUCUGCUGAAGAAGUGCCAACAGCAGACAAAGAGAUAAUUAAGACUGAAAAGAAAGAGCAAGAAGAUGAAGAAGAGAAGCCGAAAAAGAAGAAAGAAAAAGAGAAAGCAGCUGAAACUGAUCCUGUGGCUGAUGAACAAGCAAGUGAACCAAAAAAAUGGAAUUUGCGCAGGAACCGGCCAUUACUGGAUUUUGUGUCAAUGGAAGAACUAAAUGAUAUGGAUGAUUAUGAUAGUGAAGAUGACAACGACUGGCGGCCUACUCCUGAGAAGAAAAAAGGGAAAAAUGCACUGCGAAAAGAAGGGAGUGAUGGAGAUAAUGAGGAUGAUGAAGAUGAUGGGAGUGGAAGUGAUGAGGAUGACAAUGAUGAGGAAGGUAACGAAGAAGAUAAUAGCAGCACAGCUAGUGAUGGAGGAUCCAAGAAGAAGAAGAGUAAAGUUCUUAACAGAAAUAAUGCAGAUGAUGAGGAACUGACAAAUGAUAGCCUGGCUCUUUCACAAAGCAAGAGUAAUGAGGACUCCUUGAUCCUUGAGAAGUCCCAAAAUUGGAGUUCCCAGAAAAUGGACCAUAUUUUGAUUUGUUGCGUUUGUCUUGGAGAUAACAGUGAAGAUGCUGAUGAAAUAAUCCAAUGUGACAACUGUGGAAUAACAGUGCAUGAAGGUUGCUAUGGUGUUGAUGGAGAGAGUGAUUCUAUCAUGAGCUCAGCUUCAGAAAAUUCCACUGAACCCUGGUUCUGUGAUGCAUGCAAAUGUGGUGUCACACCUAGUUGUGAACUAUGUCCUAACCAAGAUGGGAUCUUCAAGGAGACAGAUGCAGGCAGGUGGGUCCAUAUUGUUUGUGCCCUCUACGUUCCAGGAGUGGCAUUUGGAGAUAUUGACAAAUUGCGGCCAGUAACGCUUACAGAAAUGAAUUAUUCAAAGUAUGGUGCCAAGGAAUGCAGUUUUUGUGAAGAUCCUCGUUUUGCCAGGACUGGAGUAUGCAUCAGUUGUGAUGCUGGGAUGUGCAGAGCUUAUUUCCAUGUGACCUGUGCUCAGAAGGAAGGCCUGCUCUCAGAAGCAGCGGCAGAAGAGGAUAUAGCUGAUCCUUUUUUUGCUUAUUGUAAACAGCAUGCGGACAGGUUAGACAGAAAAUGGAAACGGAAAAACUACUUGGCAUUACAGUCUUACUGUAAAAUGUCCUUGCAAGAAAGAGAAAAGCAGCUCUCGCCAGAAGCUCAGGCUCGAAUCAAUGCCAGACUACAGCAGUAUCGUGCCAAGGCAGAGCUGGCUCGUACCACCAGGCCACAGGCCUGGGUUCCCAGGGAGAAGCUACCACGACCACUCACUAGCAGUGCUUCAGCCAUUCGCAAGCUUAUGCGCAAAGCUGAAUUAAUGGGAAUUAGUACAGACAUUUUUCCAGUUGAUACUUCAGAUACUAGUUCCAGUGUUGAUGGAAGAAGAAAACAUAAACAACCAGCCCUCACUGCUGAUUUUGUCAAUUACUACCUUGAGAGAAAUAUGCGCAUGAUUCAAAUCCAGGAGAAUAUGGCUGAGCAGAGGAAUAUCAAGGACAAAUUAGAAAAUGAGCAAGAAAAGCUUCAUGUGGAGUAUAAUAAGCUUUGUGAAUCUUUGGAAGAGCUACAAAAUAUGAAUGGAAAACUACGAAAUGAAGGGCAAGGCAUUUGGGCUCUGCUGGGUAGAAUCAUUGGACAGAAAUUGAACAUACCUGCAAUUUUACGUGCUCCUAAGGAAAGAAAACCAAGUAAAAAGGAAGGGGGAACACAAAAGGCAUCUACGCUCCCAGCUGUACUUUAUAGUUGUGGAAUUUGCAAGAAGAAUCAUGAUCAGCACCUACUAUUACUGUGUGACACUUGUAAACUCCAUUAUCACCUUGGUUGUCUGGAUCCACCUCUUACAAGGAUGCCCAGGAAGACCAAGAACAGUUACUGGCAGUGCUCAGAGUGUGACCAGGCAGGUAGCAGUGACAUGGAAGCUGAUAUUGCCAUGGAAACCUUACCAGAUGGGACCAAAAGAUCACGUAGGCAGAUUAAGGAACCAGUGAAAUUUGUUCCUCAGGAUGUGCCACCAGAACCGAAGAAAAUUCCAAUCAGAAAUACGAGAACUAGAGGACGAAAACGAAGCUUUGUGCCAGAUGAAGAAAAACCUGAGGAACGGAUUCCCAGAGAAAGAAGACAGCGGCAAUCUGUUCUGCAAAAGAAGCCCAAAUCAGAGGACUUAAGAACUGAAUGUGCUACGUGCAAAGGGACUGGAGACAAUGAAAAUCUAGUCAGAUGCGAUGAAUGCAGACUCUGUUACCAUUUUGGCUGUUUAGACCCUCCCUUGAAAAAGUCUCCAAAGCAAACUGGCUACGGAUGGAUCUGUCAGGAAUGUGACUCUACAUCUUCCAAAGAAGAUGAAAAUGAAGCUGAGGCUGAAAAUCCAUCUCAGGAACUGAAUUUGGAACAGAAAAAAUCAAAAAAAUAGGGGAUUGCUGUUCUUGUUUUAAAUAUUUGCAAGUUGUGUAACAGUGAUUAUAGUUUCUCAUUGUAAAAUUAACAACAAAAUUCUCAAUAAAGUCACCGAAAUUUAAAUUCAUUCUACACUGGGAAAUUAAUUAUGAAGCUCCUGGUGAUAUUUGUGAUUAUAUUCAAAGCUGAAUUAUCAAAACUGAGCACCAGACCAGUGAAUUCUAAAAGCUUUUUGAACAUGGUGUAGAAAGCUGAUGGAUUAUUCAUCACUAAAAACACUUCGUAAGCAAACAGUACAUUAUUAUUAUUAUUAUUAUUUUUAAUUCUACCAAGCAAUGUUAUCCUUAAAGGAUAGUUAUAAGUCAGACACAUUUUGGUAUUUCUGAGCAAGAGCUUUGAUACUGAAAAGUGAGAUGUAUGUUAUGUUCUUAAAUUCUGAAAUUUCUUCUGAACAGUGGUUAAAAUAAGUGUUGUUGGGGAUUGGGUGAAAGCAAAGAUUUUGUGGUUUAUAGUGUGUUUUCACAUAUAAUUAGUUUUACAUGUUUAUGCCUUCCAUGAUUUCAAAGUUUUUCAUAUUGUAUCAUCAUUUUCCUCCAUGUAAAACCUUUCCAUCUUCACAUGAUCUUUGUCUUUUAAUGAAUGCCAGUUUUUUGUCUUGUUUGGGCCAUCCCACACAGUUCUGAUUCCUUUGUAACAAUAUUUGCAUUUAAAUAGCAUAAAAUAACUUCUUCCUGCAUCAUCAGAUCUUAAGUGAAUACUCAAAAUCUAAAAUAAUAAAAAACAAUUCUUCCUA